AAGGGGUGUACAUUAUAAAAACAUUUUUUAGGGUACAACAUGUCAUAGAUAGGAAAUGAUUUUUCCCCCAUUGGCUGACAAUGACAUAGAUGCUUUUGUUUGGUGGUACCACAAAGCAAGUAUAUAAAUCAAUAUUAUGAUUAGCAGGGGAAGUGAGAAUAUGGAAUAUUACGGGGUUGUGUGUUUGGUAUUAGCCAUUUUGGUGUGGAUAUGGUUGGCAAUGGUGAUGGAACAUAAAAAAACGAAACUUGGUCAUCAACUUCCACCUGGACCAAGAUGUUGGCCAGUGGUUGGCAACAUUUUCCAGAUAGGUUUGUCACCUCCACACGAGUCCUUUACAAUACUUGCUCGUAAACAUGGUCCUAUCAUGACCCUUUGGCUAGGUUCCAUGUGCACCGUCGUUGUCUCCUCGAGUGAAGUAGCUUGUGACAUGUUCAAAAACAACGAUGUUGCUCUUGCUGGAAGGAAGAUUUAUGAGGCCAUGAAAGGGAAUCAUGGGCAUGGUAGUGAAGGUUCACUCAUAACUUCUCAAUACAACGCCCACUGGCGCAUGCUGAAACGCUUGAGCACCACCGAGUUCUUUGUCACAAGUCGCUUAGAUGCUAUGCGGGGUGUGCGUGCAAAAUGCAUAGACCGCAUGGUUCACUUGAUAGAUGAAGCUGCUCGUGAGUCUGGGAAUGGUGUUGAUGUUGGCAAGUUCUUUUUCUUGAUGGCUUUUAAUCUCAUUGGGAACCUUAUAUUUUCAAAGGACUUGUUAGACCCUGAAAUGGAGAGAGGGGCUAGAUUUUAUCAUCAUGUGGUUAAGGUUAUGAAAUAUGCUGGGAAACCAAACGUUGCAGAUUUCUUUCCUAUAUUGAAGAGGUUUGACCCUCAAAGAAUAAGGAGAAACACACAGUUUCAUGUUGAAAGAGCCUUUGAGAUAGCAGGUUGGUUCAUCAAACAAAGGAUGGAAAAUGAUAUUGUUGACGGUGGGAAUGAAAACAACAAAGACUUUUUGGAUGUACUCUUGCAAUUUCGUGGCGACAGUGUCGGCGGGCCCUACAGUUUUACUUCGAGGACUAUUAACGUUGUUGUCUUUGAAAUGUUCACUGCGGGGACAGACACGACAACAAGCACACUAGAAUGGGCGAUGGCAGAACUUCUACACAACCCAAGAACGCUAAAGAAAGUGCAAAUGGAACUAAGGAGCAAAAUAGGAGCAGAUAGGAAAUUUGAGGAAAAUGACAUAGAGAAACUUCCCUACCUCAAAGCAGUUAUCAAGGAGACGUUGAGACUUCACCCACCUCUUCCAUUUUUGGUUCCUCACAUGGCCAUGGACUCUUGCAAGAUUGGAGACUACUACAUUCCCAAAGAAACACAAAUUUUAGUGAAUAUUUGGGCAAUUGGGAGGGACCCAAAAGUGUGGGAUGCUCCUUUAUUGUUCUGGCCAGAAAGGUUUAUGGAGCCAAACAUGGUAGAUUACAAGGGACACCAUUUUGAGUUUAUACCUUUUGGUUCAGGUCGAAGAAUGUGCCCAGCAAUGCCUCUUGCCUCGCGUGUGCUUCCACUGGCACUAGGCUCACUCCUCAGCUACUUUGAUUGGAUUUUGCCCGAUGGCCUGAAGCCAGAGGAUAUGGACAUGACAGAGGGAAUGGGAAUAACAUUGAGAAAAGCUGUUCCUUUGAAAGCCAUACCUGUGCCUUACAAAAGAACCCCUGUUGAUGUUGCAGCGAAACAAUAAUGGCAUCUACCAGUUAGCUACAAAUUAAACAAAAAUGUACAAACAUGCUGCUGUCUAAGACUUGUCAUCAUCAUGAACAGUUGCUUUGAUGCUUUUCUACAUCUUGGUUUGCUACGCUAGUAGUAAAUUAGAGUUAAUUACUUUCUGCCUGAUUUGCAUAUUGUUUAUUAAGAAUCGUGGUUUGAUUAAUGUGCGGACAUUUUGAAUGUAAAAUACUGCUACAUAUGAAGAUGUAUCUAUUACAUAUUCCUUUCAUGCACACUGGAUUGGCUCUUUGCACAAGCCCAGAAGUCUCAACAAACAAAACAAUUUCAUGCACUGGCUGUAGUUUACCAUUUAUGUUGAUUAGUCCACCUUCUCUAUC
Molecule: messenger RNA, 2084 nt
Organism: Trifolium pratense (red clover)
Lineage: Eukaryota; Viridiplantae; Streptophyta; Magnoliopsida; Fabales; Fabaceae
Product: cytochrome P450 76A1
Exons: 2
Coding region: 137-1720 (527 amino acids)
Molecular function (GO): oxidoreductase activity, acting on paired donors, with incorporation or reduction of molecular oxygen; monooxygenase activity; heme binding
Source: RefSeq, a predicted model, not a curated record